AGAGUUUUGCAUUUUGGUGGUGUUGUGCGCUUUUGCUCGUCGCUUCGUCUUCGAAGUAUCAGCGAAAUUCUACGAAUGACAACAAUAAAGAUAACAAUUCGACUAUGCGAUUCGACGAGAUUGAUGCAAACGCUAUAAAAAACUAUGACGACGAGAUGAAAACAGUGCGAGACGAUUUGCACAAAAAUUUUAUCAAAGAUGUCCAAUAUAAUGAUAUACAGUAUGAGUACCAUAUUAAAAAUAACAAUCAGAGAGAUAAUGACUCUGUGCAAUAUAAACACGUAACGGAUUCCAUAAAAAAUCAUGUGAAUGAUAAUCAAAUGUUAGUAGAGCUUCGCACAAACUCAACAAAUGUCAACCGCAAGAAAGACUCUAUGUCACAGGAAAUCUAUAGAAACUUGACAAUGGAAAGGCAAAAUGAUUCCAUAUUAUAUGGAUUCCACAAAUUUUCCGAUGGAGAUAAAUAUAACAUUGUUCCAUAUAAGAUAUGUGACAAUAUUACUUGCAUUCGGCUCUGUUGUCCUCUCGGCGAUCGCCUGAUUGAUGAUAAAUGCAUUAGUGGAGAAAAUAAAUACUAUUUCCCGAACGUGUACAUACACAUGAACGAUUCAUGGCAGAGCGGAAAUAAAAAAUUGGACGAACUUUUUCAGCUGAUCGUUCACGAUCCGUGCGAGGAGACUAAACGCUUUCUGUUUGAUUCGGAUAACAAUAGCACCAGAUAUAUAUUUUUUGCUAACGGUUCUUUAUAUCUUCCUUAUUACGAUACAUUCGUCGAAUCAACAUCCUAUUGCCUGGCCGUUGUGAAUCGGGAUAAGUUUGUUAUGACUAUCUGCUUGGAGACUUACAACAAACUCAUCAAUAAGAAAAUAAAUGAAUCUAUGAACAAUAUUAUAGAUGACGAUAUUCUAGAUGAUGUCAUAUUUAUUUGUUUGCGUAUAAUAUCUAUGUUAUUUUUGCUGACGACAUUUCUAGUGUACUCCAUACUGCCAGAAGUUCGUAACAUACAUGCUUUUAUGCUGCGCAGAUACAGCGGUUUAAUGUUUGUUACAUACAUGAUCGACAUUACGGAUAAUAAUAGUUUAAUCAACACGAUGGCUCUGGGAUAUCCCAUCUGUAUUACAAUCGCCCUUAUCAAAUAUUUCUGCUAUUUGGCGAGUUUCUUCUGGUUAAAUGUCAUGAGUUUUGAUAUGUGGUGGACAUUCAGAGGAUUCCGUUCAUUACAAAGCAAUAUAAAUCAACAAGAGAGAAAAAAGUUGAUCAUGUAUUCAGCCUACGCGUGGGGAGGCCCCUUAAUUCUCACUAUUAUCUGUAUUAUCAUGGAAUUCGUUCCCAGCGUACCAAAAAAUCUUCGACCGCAAAUUGGUCUCGUUAGAUGUUGGUUUUAUGAUGAUGUGCCGCUUGCGUUAUACCUUUACCUACCUGCGAUUAUCUGUUCUACUGGUAGUAUUUGUUUAUCCAUCUCUACGGCAUUGAGAAUCGCGAGCUACGAAAGGGACGCAGCUCGUCAUCUGAGAAAUUCAGAGAAUCGAUGUUAUAAUAACAAUAAGAAAUGGUUCAAUAUGUAUUUGAAACUAUUUAUUAUGCUGUUUAUAAUAAUAGCCAUAGAUUGGAUCAUAUCAACAGCGUGGGAUUUUUGGUUGUACGAUAUUUUGCCGGUAAAUGCCUUGCUUACUAUCUACUUGAUAGAAACCAUGCAGGAUAUCGGUUUCUUCAUCAUAUUCGUGUGCAGGAAGACUAUCAAGCGACUGCUAUUAAAGCGAUUCAGUUGCCAAACAUGCAAUCUGUUUCGAGAAACUGAAUCCGUAAUGAAUGCAUCUUCGAACACCGACACUACCACGUCAGGAGAAAUGCUCAUGCAGAAAAUAAAUUCUUGCGGGCAAACCAUCGAGUAGAAAAUAACAGGAGAGAGCAUUUGGUGUUAAGCGGACGGAAGUGACUAUAUAUAAGUGAACGCUCAAGAUGGCCACUCAGGGACGAAUUGCAGCAUGACGGAGAUACUGAAAGUACCUCAAAGGCCUAAUAAUGCACCAUGAUGCUUUGAUGAUCUUAUAAUUAACACUUAUUAAUAAUAUUUUUUUUAGUCUAAUAUUGGCUCUUUCUUUCACUUAUUUAGAAUUAUAUAAUCGCUUCCCAUCUAAAAACUAUUAUAAUCUCGCUAUUUUUAGGAUUAUUAGGAUUUUCAUCAUGAAAUGUUCUAAGGAAUCUGCCAUUAAGAGGAAAUACGGUAGUUUUAGGAUAUCCUGUAUAAUGUGAAUUCAAGCUUUCGAUUGCGACCAGUUUGUUGAAUAAAAUUAAUGCAGUCAAUCCUGAGAAAUGAUAAUUGUAUACCAGAAUUGUGACAUUUUUGGUUUUCAGAUGUACGUAUGCUCGCAUGCACACACGCAAAACGAUUUUAUACCUCAAGCGGUGUUCACAUCGCUCAUGUACGAUUAUUCGCUUGAUGUGCAAAACGCUUUAAGGGACAAAAUCAUAUAUGAAUGUAUGUACAUACGUGUGAGAUAAUAACGUUUAUAUUUUAUAGUAAACUGACACAUAUGCA
Molecule: messenger RNA, 2539 nt
Organism: Formica exsecta
Lineage: Eukaryota; Metazoa; Arthropoda; Insecta; Hymenoptera; Formicidae
Product: G-protein coupled receptor Mth2-like
Exons: 5
Coding region: 105-1892 (595 amino acids)
Biological process (GO): cell surface receptor signaling pathway
Cellular component (GO): membrane
Molecular function (GO): G protein-coupled receptor activity
Source: RefSeq, a predicted model, not a curated record